GAUGAUCUGUCAUGUGACUGUGGUGUGUUCUUUCUGCAGUCAGUAUUCCAGCUGGUAGCACCGUGUACGGGUUUUGUUGGGGCCACUUGGAGCCAUGGAGCGCUGUGCGUGUCCUGCAGCCUUGUUGCUACUAAGCCUAGCAGUUCUUAUGGGAGCCAUGGCUUUUGACGUGGAAAUAAAAGAUGACAAAAAUGCAACGUGUAUCUAUGCAAAGCUCUCGGUGAAUGUAACAGUACAGUAUGAAACCAAUACCAGCAGCACGAAAAAUGUAACCUUUUCAGUUCCAAGCGAAGUAACAACGAAUGGAAGCAGUUGCGGCUCAAAUGGCAAAGCACCUAUACUGGUCAUUAACUUUGGGAAUGGUCACUCAUGGAGCUUAAACUUCACUAGAAACGACAGCAUGUACAGUGGGGGCGCACUCAUCUUUACUUACAACACAAAUGACAGCACUUUAUUUCCGGAUGCUUUGAAGGAAGGGUUGAUUAGCUCUACUGCAGCUUUCCUGGGUCCUAUCCCCUUAAAUUCAACCUAUAAAUGUAUUAGCAGUGAAGUUGUCGUCAGUGAGAACGUCACACAGAUUAUCUCCGAUGUCAAGCUUGAGGCUUUUAUGCAGAAUGGUACACUUGGCAAAGAGGUCAGUUGCGAUGCUGAUAAACCAUCUCCGACACCUACCACAAACCCCUCCACGACAGCCAGCACUACUACGCCUACACCCACAUCCAAACCUCUGGAUAAUCCCACCACUGGCAACUAUUCAGUGUCUGAUGUUAAUGGGACAUGCUUGCUUGCUUCCAUGGGUCUCCAGAUUAAUACAUCCUUGCUUUCUGAAGGCAAGAAUAUCUGGACAGCAUUCAACAUAGACCCCACUGCCAUGAGUAAAAAUGGAACCUGCUCCAAUCAGACCGGCACUUUGAUUCUCACUGACAAUAGCACUGUAAUAGAAUUUACAUUAGCUCUCAAGAACAAGAAUCAUUUCUACCUAAAGGAAGUGAAUGUCGCCCUAAUAAAUGGCUCAGCAUCUUCCACCAGACAAAAUCAAAACCUAAGCGCUUGGGAGGCUUCUGUAGGAAGUUCCUACAUGUGCCACAAGGAGCAGCAGAUUAAAGUCUCAGAAGAUUUGGUCAUUAAUUCUUUUGACGUAAGAGUCCAGCUCUUUGGUGUAAAAAAUGAAACUUUUGCUACAGCUCAGCAAUGUUCGCUUGACGAUGACUCCAUUGUAAUUCCAAUCGUAGUUGGCGCUGCUCUCGCAGGCUUAAUUGUCAUUAUUGUGAUUGCUUACUUAAUUGGUAGAAGAAAAGGCUAUUCCGGAUACCAAACCCUGUAAAUUUGCACUUAUCACCCUUCUUUUUUUUCUUUCUUUAAAACUGAAGCAAAAGUGCAAUUUCUAAACUUCAAUCCAGUGCCCAUCUCUCUUAUCUUUCAUUCUAAAUUCUCUUGGAAUUACAUUUUCCCAUUUUAUCAAAAUAAUCCCAUGAGGCUGCUAAACCUAUUCGUCCUAGAAGGGAUGAUGUUUUAAUUGCGACACUUCCUGUUAAUCAUUUGCACUUAUUUCAGGUAUCAUUCCAAGAAUCUAGAAAUACAGAAUUAAUACCUAGCCUUUUGUAAAUGAUUUACUGUUUUUCUAUCCUAUAAUAUGCAAUUUAUUCUCUUUCUACAUGUACAUAAUUGAAAUAAUAAAUCGGCUAUUGCUGCGCCCCUAUGUGGAUAAGAUAGAUUGCAACUUUGUGCCAUAGGCUUUUACACAAAGCUGCUUAAUUAUAUCUACUUAAAAAGGAUUUUACAUUAGGGCCUGUAAUGAUUCCUGAUUUUUUUUUUUUUCUUAGGGUAAAGAGAGCUACUAGUAGCAACUACUUGUCACUGCUAAAGAAAUAGACAAUGCUGAUCUCUAUUUGUAUUUUAAAGGCAGUGACACACGGGGUGGUUAGUCGCAGCGCAGCAAAUCUUCGUUGUCGCGGGCGACUAAUCUCCCUGCAAUGCCAUCCCACCGGCUAGAAUGUAAAUUGCCUGUCACCGAUUUGCCGAAAUCGCCCGUAGUUUCCUCUCAAGGCAACUUCAGCAACUUCGACAAAUCGUGGCGCAAAUGGCAUUGCGGGGAGAUUAGUCACCCACGACAAUGGAAAAUUGUCGCGGCUCGACUAAUUGCGCCAUGUACCCCUGCCCUAACAAAGGCAAUUCUCAGUAUUGUCUGUGGCAGGGAAUUUUCCGGUGUUUAGUAGCUGCCACUAAGUAGCUCAGUGUGUCUUCACCCUUCAUCUGCCGCUGCAUACAUUGCUAUUGUGAAUUGUGCCUUUUUGCCUGAUAAUUCAUUCCUUGCUCCCACUCAUUAAGGCAAAUGGCACAUAGGGGGCUUGUGUCUGCCACUGCUUUACAGCAGCAGGCCUUACUUUACCCUCAACCACUUACUAGGCUUAUUAAUAGUGUUGAUAACAGGCAGAUGUCUGAAUAGAGGCCUGGCUUUUGCUGCUCCAUUUUCAGGAAACUUUCCAUCAACUAUAACAUCAUGAACAGCAACAAUACAAGUGUUUUUUCCAGGCCCCUCUGCACUACAUCACGGGUGACUCGCAAAGGCAGCUCAAUUGUGGGUCAUUCGUAAUCCCCUCUUCACAAAAUAGUGGGUGACUACCAAGGAAGCAGACUCCCUCCACAGCCACAGGGUCUGCUUCUUCUGUAGUUUUGCCACUGGUCUAACGCCUUUGUGUCAUCGGCCUGAGUAUUAAUUCACAGUGAUCCAGUUCUUUCAUUUCUAGGAUUGUUAAAACUGCUACUAUACAAGAGUUUGGAAAGCUGAAGAGUCAACAUUUUUUUUUUCUAGUUUUUAAAACUGUUACAGUUGUCCCUUUUUGAUUAUAGGGGUGACUCAGUUUUAAGCAUUGGGGCUAUAGCUUUUUUGUGUGUUAAUCCAUGUCGGAAUUGUAAUUUAUCAGCAUUUAUUUGGUUGAACUGUUUCUCCAUCAUUGUCCUUCCCAGCAUUUUCCAACAGCAGUUCAAUAAUUUUGUUGUUUAAUGAUUGGUCUGUUAGGUGCAUCCAUAUUGCUAUCCUGCCAUAGGAGUAAAACACCCAGUUAGCACGCUUGCUUUGGCUACCUCUCCAGUAUACUAAUGGGUAUUUAUAUAGAAUCUUAGGUGCACUUUUAGUGCUUUGCUUGGGUUAGUCCAUCAGACAGAGGCAUUAACAUUAGAAAGAUGCUAAGGUUAGUCAUGGAACAGCAUUUUAUCACUUUUGUGUGUGUUUCUUUUCAGUUUUGUGUUGUACAUAUGUUGUUUUUUCCCCCCUUGGCAGGGGGGCAACAUGUUAUAAGUGUAAUAUUACUUUAUGUUCUAAAAGUUAAUAAAGAAUGGAAAAUACUGUGAGAUUUA
Messenger RNA from Xenopus tropicalis (tropical clawed frog), 3357 nucleotides. It is a transcript of the gene lamp2, whose product is annotated as lysosomal-associated membrane protein 2. Gene Ontology annotation, cellular component: endosome membrane; plasma membrane; autophagosome membrane. The record is from RefSeq and is a predicted model, not a curated record. The coding region runs from base 95 to 1324 and encodes 409 amino acids. Lineage: Eukaryota; Metazoa; Chordata; Amphibia; Anura; Pipidae. The transcript has 9 exons.